UUGCUCCAUUCAUGUAAUCAUAGAUAAAUAACACAAAUUGAAAUCAUAUAUAAAGAGAGAAAGCGAGUUGAAAUAGUUAAAACAGCUAAAAUGGCUGCGAAGAAUCUCUUAUUGCUCUUUAUCUUUCUUUUUCUCACCGUUAACCUCGUCUCCGCUCAACUCCGCCGUAACUUCUACGCCGGAAGUUGUCCCAACGUCGAACAAAUCGUCAGAAACGCAGUUCAAAAAAAAGUCCAACAAACUUUCACCACCAUCCCCGCUACUCUCCGCCUCUAUUUCCACGAUUGUUUCGUCAACGGUUGCGAUGCCUCGGUGAUGAUAGCAUCAACCGGUAAUAACAAGGCGGAGAAAGAUCAUCCGGAUAAUUUGUCCCUGGCCGGUGAUGGGUUCGACACCGUCAAUAAAGCCAAAGAAGCUCUUGACGCCGUUGCAAACUGUCGUAACAAAGUUUCUUGCGCUGAUAUUAUCACAAUAGCUACUCGUGACGUCGUUAAUCUCGCGGGUGGACCAAGAUAUGAAGUGGAAUUAGGAAGGCUUGAUGGGCUAUCGUCAACGGCGGCUAGCGUCGAGGGAAAGCUGCCCCAGCCGACGGACAACGUCAAUAAACUCACUUCACUUUUUGCCAAAAACGGCCUUAGCCUUAACGACAUGGUCGCUCUCUCCGGAGCGCACACAUUAGGAUUCGCUCAUUGCACCAAAGUGUUCAACAGAAUUUACAGUUUCAACAAGACAACGCAAGUAGACCCCACAGUUAACAAAGCUUACGUGACAGAGUUACGAGCGUCAUGUCCUAGAAACAUAGACCCAAGGGUGGCUAUAAACAUGGACCCAACAACACCUAGACAAUUCGACAACGUUUACUACAAAAACUUGCAACAAGGGAAAGGAUUGUUCACGUCAGAUCAAGAUUUGUUCACAGACCGUCGGUCAAAGCCAACCGUUGACUUAUGGGCCAAUAAUGCAAACUUGUUUAAUCAAGCUUUUACUAACUCCAUGAUCAAGCUUGGUCGUGUUGGUGUUAAAACCGGUCGUAAUGGUAAUAUCCGUCGUGACUGUGGAGCCUUCAAUUGAAUUUAAACACACUUUGAUUUCUUUUAUUUUCCAUUUAAUUUAAAUUGGGGUUUAGGGUUGUCUCAUUAUGCUGGUUCAGCUCCAAUGUAAUAAGUCUCGGUUUUGGGUUUCAGUUUGUUAAAGUAAAAUGCAAACCUAAAGUUGUAUACAUUUGUAAGUUAGAAUCAUAGUCUUAAUAAAUUUGAUUAUCUAUCA
Raphanus sativus (radish) is the source of this 1266-nucleotide messenger RNA. Its product is annotated as peroxidase 50. The record is from RefSeq and is a predicted model, not a curated record. NCBI's taxonomy places the organism in Eukaryota, Viridiplantae, Streptophyta, Magnoliopsida, Brassicales, Brassicaceae. Gene Ontology annotation, molecular function: heme binding; peroxidase activity. Gene Ontology annotation, biological process: hydrogen peroxide catabolic process; response to oxidative stress. The transcript has 4 exons. Bases 91 to 1071 code for a protein of 326 amino acids.